Molecule: messenger RNA, 1077 nt
Organism: Nicotiana attenuata
Lineage: Eukaryota; Viridiplantae; Streptophyta; Magnoliopsida; Solanales; Solanaceae
Product: serine/threonine-protein phosphatase 7 long form homolog
Exons: 4
Coding region: 1-1077 (358 amino acids)
Source: RefSeq, a predicted model, not a curated record
AUGACGCGUGCCCAGUAUUUGGAUUUGAUAGGGCAGUAUACUGGUUACAGACCUCAGGGUGACGCUAUACAGAGAGGGGGCAGUCACGUUUCUUUGUCAGCUAUCAGAGACCAUAUGGCGUUUUUGCACCGAGACAUUACCGGCGAGACAGAGGAUCUCCAUAUUGAGCGGUACAGGAGGUUGGCGCUUCUCCUGCUUUUUAGGGGUGUCUUGUUCUCGAACACUUCGGGAAGUAAAGUGAGUAUGCGUUUUCUGCAUCAUCUGCAGCAGCUAGAUGAGUUACCCCUGUACAGCUGGGGUGCUGCUGUUCUAGCAUAUUUGUACCGGAGUAUGUGCCGGGCGAGCAUGCUUUGCCAGCGGAUCAUGCCGUUGCAGCCACCUCUGCCACCACUAGAGCCGGGUAAGGCUUAUCCGUUUCUUCCUCUAGCUACUAGGUGGUUUCUCCGGCGUGGGAACUACCGAGGCUCUGAUGCUCAUCAUAAUCUCCCCCUUGUCAGGGAUGUGUUAGAUAUGCUGGUGGCCGGACAGCGACGAGUUGCUAGCUCAGUUGCCCGAUUAUUGCUUAGUCGACCGACUGCUUUGGAGCACCUCCGUCCCGAGUAUCAUGCCAUAGAGCGUGUGCUUCGCCAGUUUCACCAUCCCCAGCCUAUACCAGGGGAGCCAGCAUGGGUGCCUACACACUAUCAGCGAGAUGACCGUACCAGGGUGGACGAUAUAUUUAUGGGAUGGCUAGAGCAGCAGGUCCAUAUUUGGGAGCAGCAACAGUACCGUAUUCCGGCACCACCUUCAUUUACCCAGGAGGCCACUAUUCAGCUGUAUACGUCAUGGUACCGCCGUCACACCCGACUGAUGAUCGGGAACCCCAUUCAUGUACUUGGCGAAUGCUACAGACUAUACGCCAGGAGGCACGAGGCAUUGGCUAUUGGGCAUCAUCUGGUCUACCAGUUGGGACAGGAGAUGCAGCAGCAUGGCGACAGUGCUACAAUCGUUGAGUAUGGCCGGCAAGUGGCAGAGCUGGCUCGUCGGACCCUGUUUCAAGCAAGAGAUGGCGUGAGGUUGGAUCACGAGGCUCAAUAA